Ochotona curzoniae (black-lipped pika) is the source of this 1827-nucleotide messenger RNA. It is a transcript of the gene GIMAP2, whose product is annotated as GTPase, IMAP family member 2. The transcript has 3 exons. Lineage: Eukaryota; Metazoa; Chordata; Mammalia; Lagomorpha; Ochotonidae. Bases 507 to 1517 code for a protein of 336 amino acids. Gene Ontology annotation, molecular function: GTP binding. The record is from RefSeq and is a predicted model, not a curated record. Gene Ontology annotation, cellular component: endoplasmic reticulum.
AGCCUUACCAUGUGGCUAUAAGUCGAAACCACAUGGUGAAAAUAAAUGAAUGCUUCUCACCACGUAGGAAAAGUCGGCAGCCUAUAGUGCUUCAGCAGCAGCAGCAGCUGCUGGAGAAUAAGGAAAGUCUGAGUAACUGAUGGAUUCAAUGAAAUGAGUUUCUGGCUUCCAAGAUUAUGUACUUUCCUAGAGUCAAUCUUCAUGUUCACUGAGUCUUUCAGCAAAAUCUCAAACGGAAGGGAAGAGUUAGAGAAAGAAGGGAAGGAUUGAGGUGGGAAGAAGGACAAGAGAACCAAAGAAGACACAAAACCUCAGAUCUAGGGGAAGGACCCUGGAAAGGAAGCCGCGAAAAGAGAAGAGCAUGUGACCAGAGAAGAAGGAACCCAGAGGAAAGCUGAGCUUGGAGAUAAGCAGGCAAGGUUUACAAAUGAGUGCACUUCUCAAUUCCUGGAGUGAGGGACACAUAUUCUUCUCACCCAGCUUGUCGGUGAUGAGUAAGAACACCAAUGGACCAAAACAAACACAGUCGCUCUGAACCCUGUGCCAAGAGCCAACACACCAGAGGAUCACAACUUAGAGUCAUCCUGGUGGGAAAAACAGGAACCGGCAAAAGUGCCACAGGGAACAGCAUCCUUGGGAAACAGGUGUUUGUGUCAAGGCUGAGUUCCCAGGCCUUGACUAAGACUUGCAGGGAAAGUCAGGGAAGCUGGGGGGAGAGAGAAGUGGUCAUUAUCGACACACCAGAUCUGUUUUCUGGGAAGGACCUUGCUGAACCCCUGUGUAAGGAGGUAUGGAGAUGCUACUUACUCUCUGCUCCUGGACCCCACGUGCUGCUCCUGGUGGUCCAGCUGGGCCGAUACACCCCCCAGGACCAGAAGGCUGUACACAGAGUGAAGGAGAUCUUUGGAGAGGCUGCCAUGAGACACACAAUCGUCCUCUUUACACGGAAAGAAGAUCUCAGUGGGGGCUCCUUGAUGGACUACAUCCAUCACUCAGACAACAAUGCCUUAAGCAAGCUGGUGGAAGCAUGUGGGGGGCGAGUCUGUGCCUUUAAUAACCAUGCUAAAGGAAGGGAUCAGGACAACCAAGUGAAGGAGCUGAUGGACUUGAUUGAGGGCCUGGUGGAGGAGAAAAAGGGUGACUACUACACCAAUGAGUUGUAUGGCUUAAUUGGAGGAACUAAAGGUGGAUCUGCUGAGUCAGAGGAGAGAUGCAAGGAUUUCAAGGAGAAUCUUGUGAAGUACAUGGAAACUCAGAGACAUUCCACAGCUAUGACUGAAGCCAAUCACCUCAAACGAACCCUAAUCAAAAUACAGUGGUGGGUUUUCUUCUGUAUUCAGUUGUAUGUCAGGUUGCUCAUUCUGUUAGUUUGUGCAUUGCAUAGCGUGUUCAAUUUGUUGUACAGCUUGCUGUUUAGUGUGUGCAAUUUAUUCUGUGGCUUACUGUUUAUUAUACCCAAAAAGUUGAUGACAAUUUUGAGAAAGACCACUGGACUAGAAUGCAAGACCCCUAGGUAAUAGUUACACAUUAUCAUUUAUUUACCUCUGUUAUUGAUAUGGAGGCACUCCCCUGUCAACCAGGGGGAGUUGCCUGAUAUAUAUGGUAUUCUGUGCAAUUUUUAAAAUUGUGACAUGUCACUGUACUGAUGAAUCAAAUUAUCUUUAAAGUUACUAUUUGCAGUGAAAUAUAUUCUGAAAGCUGUAAAACAUUAUACUCAUUUUCAAAUUUAUAAAGGCAGUUUCAUUUGCCUAAAAACUCUCUUCUUCUUUACAAUGUCAUGUUUUUUGUGAGUAUGAUGAAGUAAGCAAUAAAAUAAUAAGUAAAUUA